Molecule: messenger RNA, 597 nt
Organism: Microthlaspi erraticum
Lineage: Eukaryota; Viridiplantae; Streptophyta; Magnoliopsida; Brassicales; Brassicaceae
Source: the annotation of a GenBank genome assembly
AUGGAUAACGAAGAGGCGGGUUCGCUGGCUCCGCCGACAAGAGCUGCACACAUUGGAAAGAGAGCUCGCAAGAACAAAAGCGUCACCGUCUCUUUUGAUGAGAAGGAUCUCAGUGAUUUUGUGAAUGGUUUUCACAAGAGGAAGAAGAAGAGGAGAAAGGAAGCACAUAAGCAGCAGGAGGAAUCUAUGCGUAAAAAGCGUAUCGAGGCCCGUAGAAAGAGGAAAUUGGAAGAGCUCAUGGUCGCAGGUCAUGUUGAGGAAGCUGAAGAUGAAGAUGAGGAAGCUGAAGAGGAUGCAGAGAACGAAGAAGCAGAGCCUGAUGCUUCAACUACUGGCACGACAAUGUAUGAUACAGGGGAGCUGACAGUAACGGUGACGACAAGCGAGAUAUCUCGUGAAGAGGAUGAUAAGCCUGUUCGCAAGGAGAAGACCCAAUCAACAGAAGCAGGUUCCACGGCCAAAGCCCCAACAAAACAGCCUGUGCCUGUGAGGAAAACCAAACCAAUGAAGCAGAACAGGAGACACAAGUCAACCACCAAAACUAUGAAGAAAAGAGAUAAGAAGAAACAAGCGAGAGGAAUCAAGACUUCUCGGUAG